Sesamum indicum (sesame) is the source of this 1843-nucleotide messenger RNA. Its product is annotated as non-specific phospholipase C4. Lineage: Eukaryota; Viridiplantae; Streptophyta; Magnoliopsida; Lamiales; Pedaliaceae. Gene Ontology annotation, molecular function: hydrolase activity, acting on ester bonds. Gene Ontology annotation, biological process: phospholipid catabolic process. The record is from RefSeq and is a predicted model, not a curated record.
AUCAAAACUAUCCCUAUAAACAAGCUUAUAAGCAAAGUACCCCAACAAACCUAACAACCCCAAAAAUCAUCUCCACCAACACAAAACCCCGAAACAAGAAAGAAUCAAGGAUCAAAACAAUGGCUUCAGAGACAACCUCAAACCCUAAUUUCCCCAUCAAAACAGUAGUUGUCCUAGUCCAAGAAAACCGCUCCUUCGAUCACAUGUUGGGUUGGAUGAAAACCCUAAACCCAGAAAUCGACGGCGUCACAGGAUCCGAAUCAAACCCACUGUCCACCGCAGACCCUACCUCGAAGCGGGUUUUCUAUGGUGACGGGUCGCUCUACGUGGACCCGGAUCCGGGACACUCCAUCCAGGACAUCUUCGAGCAAAUAUUUGGUGUUCCAUGGAGCCAAGACUCAGCCGCCAAAGAGCCCAACAUGCAAGGGUUCGCUCAGAAUGCGGAGAGGAAAAGAAAUGGGAUGUCGGAUACGGUCAUGAACGGGUUCAAACCCGAGGCCAUACCCGUUUACAGGGAGCUGGUCACAGAGUUCGCCGUAUGUGACCGGUGGUUCGCGGCGGUGCCGGCGUCGACGCAGCCGAACAGGUUGUUUGUGCAUUCCGGCACCUCCUACGGCGCUACGAGCAAUGACCGUAAGCUGUUGAUCGAAGGGUACCCUCAGAAGACUAUAUUUGAAUCCUUAGAAGAAGCGGGUUGUACCUUUGGCAUAUACUAUCAGUACCCUCCAGCCACACUUUUCUACAAGAACCUGAGAAAAUUGAAGUACGUAUUAAACAAUUUCCACCAGUUUGAUCUUCAUUUCAAGAGGCACUGCAAGGAAGGAAAGUUACCUAACUAUGUGGUGGUCGAACAACGUUAUUUCGACCUGAAAUUAUUGCCCGGGAACGACGAUCACCCGUCUCAUGAUGUCUUUGAAGGCCAGAAAUUUGUCAAGAAAGUCUAUGAAGCAUUGAGGUCUAGUCCUCAAUGGAAUGAAAUGCUGUUCAUUAUCAUUUAUGAUGAACACGGUGGAUUCUUUGACCAUGUCCCAACUCCGGUCACCGGAGUUCCCAGCCCGGAUGGGAUUGUGGGUCCUGAGCCUUACAAUUUCCGGUUUGAUCGGUUGGGUGUUAGGGUUCCAACCAUCAUGAUAUCUCCGUGGAUUGAGAAAGGAGCGGUUCUACAUGGACCAUCGGGACCACAUCCUACAUCUGAAUUUGAACACUCGUCGAUACCUGCAACUAUUAAAAAAAUCUUCAAUUUGAAGGAAUUUUUAACUAAGCGCGAUGCAUGGGCUGGCACUUUUGAGACGGUGAUAAGCAGAAAAAGUCCCAGGACUGAUUGCCCAGAAACUCUACCGGAGCCGGUGAAGUUGCGGGAGGAUGAGGCCAAAGACGAAGCAAAACUGAGUGAAUUCCAAGAGGAGUUGGUGCAAAUGGCAGCAUCAUUGUGCGGAGACCAUAGGAAGGAGGGCUUCCCACAUAAACUAGUCGAAAACAUGACGGCGUCCGAUGGAGUGGAGUAUGUGAAGGGUGCGUUCCAGAAAUUCUUGGAUGAAUGUGAGAAAGCUAGGCGUAAUGGUGCAGAUGGAUCCACCAUCUGUAUACCACCAGUGGACUCAUCCACAUCCACUGCUGUUGACGCCCCGUCGCCUAAGUCUAAAUCCUUUGCUUCUAAGUUAUUUUCGUGCAUAGUUUGCAGUGGUAAUUGAUUUAAGAUAAAAUGUUGGGGGUGUUUGCUGGUUUUAAUUCAUUUUUACUUCUUUCUUGUACAAAAAUUCCGUUUAUUUGUUUAUAAGUUGUGCAAGUUUUUGAAAUAUUCAACAUUGUCGAGGAAAUAAUACUUUUCGUCUCGUAAGGGGCC